Molecule: messenger RNA, 3629 nt
Organism: Pelmatolapia mariae (spotted tilapia)
Lineage: Eukaryota; Metazoa; Chordata; Actinopteri; Cichliformes; Cichlidae
Gene: slc15a4
Product: solute carrier family 15 member 4
Exons: 9
Coding region: 230-1972 (580 amino acids)
Biological process (GO): dipeptide import across plasma membrane
Cellular component (GO): membrane
Molecular function (GO): dipeptide transmembrane transporter activity
Source: RefSeq, a predicted model, not a curated record
UUGACUGAGCUAUGUGUCACGCGACAGAACUGUGACACUGUUUUUCUGUUGACACCCAGUUCUCUUUUCAUAAAGUUCAGCUUUUAGACAGUACAAACGAAACAUUUGAGCGGUUAGUAUGAUCUAGAUUGAUGGAGACAACCGAAGACCCCUGGGACGUGUUUCUGUCAUUAAAGGUUUGAACUCUUAAAAAUAAGGAAGAAACUCCAUUCCACUAAGUUGGGCGAGAAUGGCUAACAACAGGGACGCCAAUGAGAGCACCCCUCUUUUGGACUCAGACACUGAGAGCAGACCUUCACCACCGUCAGUCUUCGAGGGAAGAAGACUGGCAUGUGCGGCCAUCCUGCUGGCCGAGUCACUAGAGAGGAUUGCUUUCUAUGGCAUAACGUCCAACCUGGUUCUUUUUCUGAAUGGUAGUCCUUUUUAUUGGGAGGGCACUCAGGCGAGCCAGGCACCACUCAUGUUCAUGGGAGUAACUUACCUGAUUUCACCAUUUGGAGGCUGGUUGGCCGAUGCAUACCUCGGAAAAUUCUUGACCAUUGCCGCAAGUUUGGUUCUGUACAUUUUUGGCAUGCUGUUUUUCCCUUUUAUUUCAAACGAGGGCACCAGGAUACACCUGUGCGGGGAAGAAAAGGCAUUUCCUGUGCAGCCUGCUGAGUGUCUGAACACAAACGUUACCACUCCAAAAAACGUUACCUGCCCCAUUCGUGCCCCAUAUUGUGGCCCAGCAGUCUAUGGUGGACUUUUCUUAAUUGCCUUAGGUGUGGGUACUGUGAAGUCUAACAUCACUCCAUUUGGGGCAGAUCAGGUCAAAGACAGAGGACCAGAGGCCACUCGCAGAUUUUUCAACUGGUUCUACUGGUCUAUUAACUUGGGUGCCAUCCUGUCACUGGGAGGUGUGGCCUACAUCCAGCAAAACGUUAGCUUUGAGGUUGGCUACAUCCUUCCUACUGUGUGCCUUGGGAUCUCUUUCCUGGUCUUUCUCCUGGGACGUAUGGUUUUCAUCAACAAGCCCGCCGAUGGAAGUGCCUUUACUGACAUGUUCAAGAUCCUGGCUUUUGCCUGCUGUUCACAGAAACCAGUGGAGCCAAACCUGCUCCGCAAACCGGCACUACUGGACCGUGCCAAAGUGACUUAUGGAGGGAAAUUUCCUGAAGAGAAAGUAGAGGAAGUCAAAGCACUGGUGAAGGUCCUUCCAGUUUUCUUUGCUCUUAUUCCGUACUGGACUGUAUACUUUCAGAUGCAGACAACGUACAUCCUGCAGAGCCUCCAUCUGAAGAUUCCUGAUACGACCCCAAACAGCACUUCUGACUUCUCUAAGAUGACGUUCCGCUUCCCGCCUGCUUGGCUCACCAUGUUUGACGCAGUGCUCAUUAUCAUGCUGAUUCCCCUGAAGGACAAAGUGGUGGACCCGAUCCUGAAACGGCGCGGCCUGCUGCCCUCCUCCCUGAAAAGGAUCGCAGUAGGGAUGUUCUUUGUCAUGUGCUCGGCCGUGGCAGCGGGUAUUUUGGAGACAAAGCGCCUGGAGAUCGUCAAAUCCAAUGGUACCAUUGACCAGAUGCUUGGGAGCGUCAUCUACCACGCAGCAGAUUUGGCCAUAUGGUGGCAGAUCCCUCAGUAUGUGCUAAUUGGAAUCAGCGAAAUAUUUGCCAGCAUUGCAGGCCUGGAGUUUGCCUAUUCUGCAGCCCCCAAGUCCAUGCAGAGUGCCAUCAUGGGGCUUUUCUUUUUCUUCUCUGGGAUUGGAUCCUUUGUGGGCUCCGGAUUGCUGGCUAUUGUCUCCCUCAAGUCAAUUGGCUGGAUGUCAUCCCAUAGAGACUUUGGUAAUAUCAAUGACUGCUCUCUGCAUUACUACUUCUUCCUCUUGGCGGGGAUCCAGGGCGUCACAUUGCUGGUGUUCCUUAUUAUCUCGGUCAAGUACGACAAGCAGAAAGCCAAAGCAGGGCUUCAGCAGCAGAGGCGCGCUUCCUCUUGACCCAACACGACUGCACAUUCAUAAACUUCCACUACCGUCACCCCCUCGUCAGAUCGCUCAGUGCUCUAAGAACCCCUUACUAAUUAUAAUACAGCAGUUUGAGCGACCCAUUUCAGAAGAAGUUGUAACUGUCAUAACUACACCCUUUUUUAUGUAAGAUUUAGUUUUAAAGUGCUUUGGAUAUCCAGUAAUUUCCAGAUUUCCUGGUAAUGGGUUUGAAAUCACCGGGUGACUGCAGCGAUACCACUUACAGUACAGAGAUUAACUAUUCAUACUGUACUUGCUUACUUCUGUGUGCGUGUCUGCCCCUGUUGCCUUUCUUUGAUCAUUUGCACUUAGGAAACGGUGCCAUAAAAUGUGAUCCCUUUGAAUAUUUUCAAAGUUGUUUUACAGUUCGAUAUUUGUGUUUGUGUUAUCUAACAGAGACAGUUCAUUUCACUUAUUCCGGUACGACACAUCAGUAUUAAAAUCAUUUAGGUCCUUAACCUUAAUCUCGGGUAUUCGUGCAUUAAAUGUUCUCGAGAAUCAGCACUAUUUCAUUCCCACUCACGCAGUAUCUUGGAAGAGAUCGCACCAAAAGGGGAAUUGGUUUUGAUGGUAAUUUUGAAACAGUCCCUUAAAUUAUUGCUGUUCAAGAUACCGAUUGUUGGAGAAGAUUUCAAACAAACACACAUUUUUUGUUUGAUCAAUCACUUUAAAGCCACUUUAAUCUACCCUGUAAAUGCUCAGAUAGCACUCUACAUGACUCAUACAUACAUACAAACAUACAUACAUACCUCCUCAUGUCAGAAAUACUCCACAACUCCUGUGACGCUUCGGUUUUACAUUUCUGGUCAAGCUGCAAAAUUGAAUAUCUUCAAUGUUAGAUUAACAGAACCCAACAAAAAAAUCUAUCUAUAUUUAGACUUGUGGCAUUAAUGCUCGGAUCACAGUGAAAUGGAUGCAUAACAGUUAAAAAAUGUAACCCAUUCACAGUGAUGCCAUCUCAGUACUGAGAAAUUCAUAACAUUUGUGACAUUAUUUAUAUUAUUUCACAUCAUUUGCUGUCCAAAACUUUUACGAUGUUAUCACGGCUUUGCAGCUUUACCAGAAAUUCUGUUUUGUUUCGUUAUAUUUAUAAGACUGUGAUUCAUUUGUUUUAGUUUUAUACUAUUAAGUGUGUGUGUGCAUGCGCGUCUGUGCGUUUUCAAUCCUCAGAAUUAAGCCGAACACAUGAAGGAAGAAAACUCAGGGCUCUCUAGGAAUAGUGUCAUGUGACAUAAAGCUCCUGGAAAUGUAAACCUGCCUUCGGGAGCUCAGAACAGUCGUCGUCAUUUAUGAUCCGAACUAAAUGAAGUUACGUUUGCGUUGUUGUAUAAAAUAAAAUAAAUAAAUAAAGCCAGAUUCUAUCUCACUGACAGUAUGAAACACCUCUUCAAGUGAUUAUUUUUUUCUGUUUGCGUUUAUUUGAGCAGAUAAUUAUGUGUUCUUGUUCUAUUGCUUACUGUAUGUGUAAUUAUGUUGUCAUCUCAGUCACAUCGAAAAAAAAGUCCUGUUACAUUUCAGUAUGGUACAGAACUGUGAUAAUGUUUUGUAGUGUUAUGUGUUCCCAUUAAUAAAGUGUAUUAUUUUGUGACUUUUCUUUGUCAUUUUCAGCCAGUGCCUAAAUAAAGAAGAA